Molecule: messenger RNA, 1386 nt
Organism: Fusarium proliferatum ET1
Lineage: Eukaryota; Fungi; Ascomycota; Sordariomycetes; Hypocreales; Nectriaceae
Exons: 4
Coding region: 1-1386 (461 amino acids)
Source: RefSeq, a predicted model, not a curated record
AUGUUUGUCUAUGAAGGCAGACUCAAUUGGGGCAGUUCCGCUCGCGAUGAGACAGCUGUCAUUAUUUUGCCUUCCGGCACGAUGCGUCCCGGAGACCCUGUCUUCAUCCUGUCACAGUGGACCCGUGAUUCCGGAGGAAACAUGAAGGCUCCCCUAUCCCAGAAAAUAACUAUCGACAAGGUCACCAAGACUGUCGAUGGUAACGACACCUUUACAGUCAAGCCAGGCUACUACAGAUGGAACAUGACCUCCCGUGACAACUACGGCAAGCUUGACUUUGUCUUGUCCACAGACACCACUACAGCUACAAGCCGUAUGGAGUUUAAGCGCGUCUGGAAGCCUGCGAACCCACAAUCAAAAGAAGCCGGCAAGAUUUGGGUCAGCAAACUCACCUGGCCCGUCUUGGCAGAUAAUGAAUUUUGCCUAUUUAUUGCCCCUGAAGGGUUUGGCGAAGGAAAGCCUUUCCUCUCAAUGUGGCAGUGGUCCUAUGAUAAAUAUCUCAACGAAAGAGUACCAAUUUUCCGGGUUGGGAAACAGAGCAUUGGCGCACUUGACAGUGACUCUGCCAUGUUCACUUGUGAACUGGACUCUGACUACCUGGUUACAUGUGCCUGGGAAAAGACAACUGAUGUCCUUAAUGUUUUUAUGAAGGGACCAGAAGGAGACCAGGAGGUAGGCGAGUUUAAGGUAUUUGCAAAUACAAAGCCUCAUGACGGGGCUUCAGACGAAGUUGCAGAGCUGAAGAGAAAGAUCAAGGAGUUGACUGAUAACCUCACUGCUGAGAAAGCAAAGACUGCCAACUUGACGUCACAGCUUGCUCAAGCCCAAAUAACCUGCCAAGCUGAGAAGACGCAGAAAGAUAACGAGAUCACGAGAUUGAAAGAUAAAGUCUCUCAGCUAGAGAGGGACAAGACUGCUAUUCAGACUAAACUUGACGAAGCUCUACGCAGCAAGGGCGACCAAGGCCAGAAAGAUACCAAGAUCAGUGAGCAGGCUACUCGCAUCAGCGACCUUGAGAAGAAGCUUCAAAACCGGCCUCAGCUCUUGUUCCGUUGUCAAUUCAGGAGCAGAAUAACACACAGUGAUGCGCAGUGGAUGCUCCAAGUGACUAACGUAGGAUUUCCCGGGAACAGUCCUCCCGUUUCCAUCAAAGAGCAUCGCGUUUGGAAUAUAAGCCCAUACUGGGAGAUUUAUGCUGUUCACAGCUCCAGUAAUGCUGUACUGCUUGUGAACUCGCAUACCGGCUAUAAUCUUUGGUCCAAGGGAAAUCAACAUAAUGCCCAAGCCACGCACCACGACUAUUCAGACCCUGCAGCGCAUUGGGUUCUAGAGGGUACAAGAAGAGAUGACGCUAGAAUGAGCGAUAUAAUCAAGUCAGAUUCGUAA